This is a messenger RNA of Suillus fuscotomentosus, 723 nucleotides long. RefSeq lists its product as uncharacterized. Lineage: Eukaryota; Fungi; Basidiomycota; Agaricomycetes; Boletales; Suillaceae. The transcript has 4 exons. The coding region runs from base 1 to 723 and encodes 240 amino acids. The record is from RefSeq and is a predicted model, not a curated record.
AUGUCCACUCAAAGAGAUCUCGAACGAGCAGAGCCUGGACCUAGUUUUGACGCUCAACGAGAUGAAUUCCGCGGCAAGGUUCAAAACGAUGUACAGACACCCACGGGAGACGAUUCGGCGAUUGUGGCAGCGUGGAUGCAGCGGAUCCAGACACUCACUCUUAUAACGACAUUUCUUGCUUCCAUCGACGGAGAGCUCUUCACCCUUACCUCCGUAUCGUCGCAGGUAACAGUCAAUGCAAGCUUGGACUCUCAGGAACUCGUGUAUGCGUGUUUUACUGGUGCCCUCGUUUUUCAUGUCUGUGCUUCAAUUCUGGGAUAUAUCGCGUCUUUUCUUCUCGUUCGAUACCAGACCAUCGACACAAUACCCCCUUCCGAUAUGAAAACUGACGUGCUGGGAAAGCUUCCUGAUACUGGUUCACCUCACGAACGCCUUUAUGGAAAGCAGCUCUUGCUUAAAGCCAUCCCUCCUUUGUAUAUCGUACAGUCCCUUCUUCAGAUACCCUGCGGGGUCCGAUUCCAAUCCAGGACGUCCUCUCCCCCACUGGAUCUUCUGACUCGGUCCUAUUUUACGAUUUUGGCGCUAAGUGGCGCCGGCUUUGUCUUGGCACUUCUUGGUAUCGCCACUUAUGCAUGGUUUGGACUGAAGCGGGUUGUUGGGAUAUUCACGAUAGCCUGUAUAGGUGUUAGUCUGUUGUCAGGUGUGUGGGCGAUGGUGUACUGA